This is a messenger RNA of Biomphalaria glabrata, 2005 nucleotides long. RefSeq lists its product as uncharacterized. The coding region runs from base 222 to 671 and encodes 149 amino acids. NCBI's taxonomy places the organism in Eukaryota, Metazoa, Mollusca, Gastropoda, Planorbidae. The transcript is spliced from 6 exons. The record is from RefSeq and is a predicted model, not a curated record.
GGCAACUUGAAUUUAAGUGAAUAAUAACUUAGUAAGCAACAGGACCAUCACUCCCAUUCGUCAGGUGCUUUUUUUUUCCCCUCUAGAGAAAUCGAGAUCUUCGUAAUCGGGUGCUGAGCAAUUGUUGUGAUGUAGGCUCUGAUAAAUAAGAAAAUAGAUAUUUGGAUAACUCUUACAUUUCCCUGAUUUCAGUAAAUCUUAUUUCAAAAAGUAGACAAGAAAUGUUAUCAAAUGAAACAAUAACAGUAGAUAAUUGUCUGCCUGUUGCAUCGCUCAGUGACAGCCAAUGUCACAAUAGUGUUCUUUUCAAUUGUGAAACAUUUUUUAGACAAAAGCUGAAUACAGAUCUUUAUUAUUUUCAAGAAAAUAUUCCCAGCAUGCUUUCAGAACACCAAACUCAUAGUAAACAAUUAUUAUAUACAGCGGAUACUGCUGUGUUUCCUAUUAGUGAGUUAGAACCAAAGAGGAUAUCUGGUAUUUAUGUAUCUGAUCUAGAUGAGGUUGAUGAAGAAGCCUUAGCUUAUGAGGACAACUUCUUUGUUAAUAACUGUUUUACAGAUGAAAAGCAACCCCUUGAAGCCAAAUCCAGACUGAUGAUUGAGCUCCUUUCCUUAAGUUGCCAGUUGACAGCCUUACUAAACUUACCAAAAUUCUCUGCAACAGAAACAUAAGUGCAUUGAAAUUCUCAUGAUUAAAUAUAAUAUAUACAUCAAUAAUUAAAAAUACUUCAGUUAGGCAUAUGUUGCUGUUUAUAUUUUUCAGACUGUUAAAGAUUUUCUUUAAAGCUAAUUUUUAAAAUGUUUUUUUAAUACUUUAAAAUACAAAUUCAUUAGAAAAUUAAUUUAAGUAAUAAACUUCAUUUGCAACUAUAGAAUAUUUUUUAAGCUAUGUUUGGGUAUGAAUUUUAGUACCAUUCUUAGUUUUUUUUUUAUAAGACAAUGUCAUUGGCAUAAGCAAGAUAUUGUAGAUGUUGGCUGUAUAUCGCCCCUUGUUGGUUGUGGACCUAAGUACUUAUUAAUUGUUCCCCUUGUGUUUAUGUGUACAUUCCUUUAGUGUCAAAUUGAACACUCUACUUGUUUUUAAUCCUACAUUCAUGUGAGUUUCUUCAUUUGCCUGUACUAUGAGUUUUUGAGUUGUUUAAUGUCCAAUUUGAUUCCCAUUUAUCUAAUUCUUUUAGUCUAAUUUUUGUUUCUGUACUAGUGCAAUAAAGUAGGUAAUAAAUUCAUGUAAAUUGGAAACAGUAGUGGCUCUAAGUAAUACUCCUUACGAUACAUUUGAGUUUACUAUUAUUGCUAAUUUGGACCCAUUUAUGGUUACAGUUUCCUCUAUACCUAUCAUGAAAUUUUGAAUCCAUUGGUGUAAUGAACCAUAAAGUGCCUAAGUAUUUUAAAUUUUUAAGCAAGCUCUUUAGUUGUGAAAUUUGAUAUUUAAUUCCAAAAUCCAUGUUGGUAAGGACAUUAUGUUUAUCUAAGUGGUAUAUGUUGCCAUACAUUAUGUUUUCUAUUAUUUUACAUGCAGUCUUGGUGAGUGGAACUGGUCUGUAGUUCCCUGAAUCACAUUCAACCAGAGGGGAGACAUUAAUUCUUUCUAGUCCCUUGGUAAUCUAUGCAGGUUAAGUGAAGCUUGAAAAACUGGUGCAAGUGUCAAGAUGGGUUAAUAGCAUUACAUAUAAGAAACUGUUAUAAUAAUGCAACUGCUCAAACUUAAAUUUACACUAGGAGUUAAUGUCAUAAAGGAUGUAGAGGUGCAAUUGAUUAUUAAUUGUGUAAAAAGUUGAUUUAAUAUGUUUUAACCUGAUUGAUUCUUUUUUCUACAAUCAGUGAUUUGUUGUUUUUAUUGCUAAUAAAUCCUUGUUUAUCUGUCCUAUGUUUCCUAGAAAUUUUGAAAUCUUUUUAACUGGUCCCACAAGUUACAUAAAUUACAUGCUCCUUCAAAGAAGAUAAUUAUGUAUAGUAUAAUUACAAAUAAAGCACAAAUUACAUUUGCCUUGAUGCUCACUAACAAA